Paramecium primaurelia is the source of this 721-nucleotide messenger RNA. The record is from the annotation of a GenBank genome assembly. NCBI's taxonomy places the organism in Eukaryota, Ciliophora, Oligohymenophorea, Peniculida, Parameciidae.
AGAAAUGAACAAAAAAAAAGAGUUAGCUACCUUAUAUAAACAACCUGAUUAAUAUUACUAGGAUACUUUAGAUUGUUAUAAUAAUAAUGGAAAAUAAUACUCAGAUAAUUAUCCUCCUAAUACUUAUGAAUAACCAUAAUUGUUAUAAUAAUCAAACAAAUAUGAUCAUUAUUAAUAACCCAAAGUAGAAGAAGAACUCUAUAAUAAAGUAUCUUUUUUUAUAAUAAUAUAUUUAGUAUAAAUAAGGUAAUAGUGGUAGUAAAUAAUAGAAUACUGGUAAACAACCAGUUGCUUAAUUUAAUCCAAUUACAGGAGUGGCUUAUGAGAAUGCUUAUACUAAUCAAAGAGUUUAAGAAUCUUAAUAAUAAUAAUAAUAAUAGGAUGAUGCACUUAGUUAAUUUAGUUAAUGUAUUGAAAUAUUGUUAUCAUAUUUUAGUAUAAUAACAUAAAGUAACUUCAAUGAAGAAUAAGACUUCAAAUAUCUUUAAUACUGAUAUUCAAGAGACUGAGAAUAUUAAUAUUAAUAGACAAAAUAGUAGAGUUUAAAAUAAAAGAAAAGAGUUAGAUGAUGCUCAAUAUAAAGGAUAUGGUAUGAUAUUUGAAAUGAUAUAAUUUUUUAGGUUAGUUCUACAAGAAUCAAAUUGAAGUAAUUCCAACCUAAUAUAGAGAACAAAAGUUCAUUAAUAGAAAUAUGAUUGACAAUCAGAUAUUUCCAAAAUGA